AUCACUUCAUGUUCUUUUGUUAGAUUCACUCCUCAGCUUUUGCUGAGUGUGUAGUUGUUUUUGCUACACGCAGAGAAUGAGUCAAGCAGCUCGCAAUGACGGACAGGCGGUCCUAGAGGGGGAGCCUGAGCACGUGAGCGUGCACACUGAAGCGUCGAGCUUCACACCUCAGCAGGCCUCCGAGCAGGCGGUCCCGGGCGUGGGCCCUAUACCGGAAGCCAUCUCUAUUGUCCAGCCGCAGUUCGCGGCUAACUUCAUGAACUUCCUCCAGCAGAUGGCUGGAGCUUACGUGCCACCACUGCCACCACCGCCGCCACCAGUGGCGGUGGUCACUAUCGAGAAACUCCGGAAGAAUGGAGCUAAAGAAUUCUUGGGCGAUCAGAUCGCCGACCCCAUGAUUGCCAAACGGUGGUUUGAGCGAACCAUCCGAGUGUUGGGGAACCUGAGGGUUCCACAGGAGCAGCGUGGCGACCUUGCAGUCGCAUUACUUCAGGAUUCCGCCUACGGCUGGUGGAAGCGUGUGGGAGCAGGCAUCCCGGAGCCCGUGCAGUGUGCCACAUUUGACCGACUCUUCCACGAAGAGUACAUCCCUGAGCACUUCGUCGAGGCGAAGCGGGAGGAGUUUUUGAAGUUCACCCAGGGUGAACUCACACUGCCUGAGUAUCGUCAGAAGUUUGACGAGCUCGAGGGGUUUGGGCAAGACCUCGUACCGACCGUGGGGAAGCGAUGCAAACGCUUCGUGGAGGGUUUACAUCCCGACCUUUCGACCCAUCUGAUCAUUGCUCCCCGGAGUGACAUCAAUGCGUUGUACAAGAAUUCAUUGGAUUUGAAUGCGGCCCUCAUCAAGAAGGUUGAGUAUGAGCAGACGCUAGGAGCGUCAAUGGCACCAUCUCGCCCUCCUCCACCCCAGAAGGCGGCGACCAGCAGCAAGAGGUCCUUUACAGCGCCGAGUAGCUCUCACCAGAGUAAGAAGGUGAAGUCAGCCCCAACUCAGUCAUCUGCGUCCGUACGGAAGAAGGGCAAGAGCGGGGAUGGGUUUCGCAACCCGAUUUGCGACCUUUGUGGGCGCAGGCACCCAGGAGAGUGUUGGUACACUCUUGGCCUGUGCCUUGGGUGUGGCCAGGCCGGGCAUUUCCGAAAAGAUUGUCCGAGGAAUCCGGGUGAAGCUUUCUCGACCGCACCAGCCGCUCCAGCCCCAGCAGCGCAGCCCGCCCAGAGUCAGAAGUCGGCGGCAGCAUCUAGCCAGCCCAAACGGCAGGCAUCUGGCGCUCAGGCGGGGAAGGCCCGUACUUACGCAAUGCGAGGGUGUACUGAGCAGCCCGCCCAUGACGUCAUCAUGGGUAUGUUUACCUUAUUCGAUACAUCUAUUACAGCUUUGAUUGAUCCGGGUUCCACUCUAUCAUAUGUUUGUAUGCCUAUGCCUGUUAUGCCUAACAUUCCGAGGGAAAAUUUAGACAAUCCGGUAUUAGUGUCCAACCCAUUGGGACACAGUCUACGACUCACCCAUGUGUAUCACGAUUGCCCAUUAGUGGUCCAGGGAAANCAUGACGUCAUCAUGGGUAUGUUUACCUUAUUCGAUACAUCUAUUACAGCUUUGAUUGAUCCGGGUUCCACUCUAUCAUAUGUUUGUAUGCCUAUGCCUGUUAUGCCUAACAUUCCGAGGGAAAAUUUAGACAAUCCGGUAUUAGUGUCCAACCCAUUGGGACACAGUCUACGACUCACCCAUGUGUAUCACGAUUGCCCAUUAGUGGUCCAGGGAAAGAUUUUCCCUGCGAGUCUCAUUGAGCUUCCACAUCGUGAGUUUGACGUUAUUCUAGGCAUGGAUUGGCUCACCGCCAAUCAAGCUGUUGUUGACUGUGGAGUUCAUACUGUUCGACUGAGAGCCGAAGACGGUAGUGACGUACUGAUCCAUGGUGAGCUUCUUCCGAAAGCUCCAGAAUUCAUUUCCUACAUUCAUGCUCGUCGACUCGUUCGCAAGAAGUGUGAAGCAUUCUUGUGCACAGUGCGUGACACUUGUCAGGAGGCGCCUGGUAGGGGGGACAUCCCUACGAUAGCCUCAACCCAGAGCAGUGAUGAUUUCUGUAUCGAGAGCUUUGGGCUCGUCUCUCGAGGAGAGAAGCCAGAUUUUGCAGUUCGAGAUGGUAUCUUGUACUAUCAGGAGCCUUACAAGCUCGGGUUACCAGCAGAGUUGAGCAAGAUCCACGAUGUGUUCCACGACUCCAUGCUCCGGAGGUACCGGUCGGACCCUUCUCAUGUGAUUUCAGCUGAUACGGUCACACUUGAUGAGAAUCUUACGUAUGAGGAGGAGCCGGUUAAGAUUCUGGCUCAUGAGGUCCGUCAGUUGAGGAACAAAACCAUUCCGCUGGUCAAGUACGGAGUAUUUAACAAUAUUGCGGAAGCGAAUUUAAUAUUGACAUAUCAUAAAUCAUUUCAAAACUUGUCACAUCCAUCCCGACAAUCUCGCCCCAUCUGCCGCCAGGAUCACAUUAAUCUUUCUGUUUACCUGCGUGUAGCAAAUAAAACAUACUACACGCUCAGCGAUGAAGCUGAGGAGGACUUCAAGCGCCUACUACAGUGGGCCCGUCCAGGAACCUUUGGGGACCAGCAGAUUCACUCCUCAGCUUUUGCUGAGCGUGUAGUUGUUUUUGCUACACGCAGGGGUAAAGAUUCGACACCGAUCCGGUCAUACAAAACAUACUAUGGGUUGAUCGAGGAUACAUGGGAACUCGAAUAUACAAACUUCACAAUUCCUGUUUUACGGUGUAAAUGGGUGGAUAUCAACAAGGGGAUUAAAUCAGAUGACAUGGGGAUUAAAUUAGUGAAUUUUCAGAAGUUGGGUCAUCAUGAGGAACCAAUUAUAAUGGCCUCUCAAGCGACACAAAUCUAUUACAUUGUUGAUCCUAAAGAUAAAAAUUGGUCUGUUGUUCGACAAGGGAAGAGGGCAUCAAUUGAGUUGGACGAUGGUUUAUACGACGAAGCAACUGGUAUGGCAGACGAACGGAAGAAGAAAAAGGUUAGAGGUGCAGGGAAGUGCGAGAAGCUGUAUAAGAGGAGGAGGGAGGGUCACCCGCCUAUAGAGCUUGAGUGGGAGCGUGGGGAGCCUGUACGUGGACCGUAUGUUUCGAAGUUUUCUGGGCUUGUAGGGUUUGAGGUCCGAUCGAGAGUGCCGAUUACUUAUAAUAAUUGGCAUGAAGUUCCGAAAGACCUGAAGGCCACGGUACUAGAUGGUGUUCGGGCUAUAUAUGUGAUACCUCCCGGUGGGGCCCGGCAUGUCAUGACGGUUGCCGUGUCGAGACUUCGCGCUUUCAGGACAUAUUUACGAAAAGCCUAUUUGGCGGAGGGUGGGGAACAUUACGGCAAGUCUCCCUCUGGUCUUUACACCUUCAUAGAUCCAGAGCAUUGGGAGGAGUUUCAGAUCCAGAUGGGGACUCCGGAAGCUAAGGUCCAACUGAAGAAAGAGGUCGCAGCUGGUACCUUUGUGCUAGAAGGGCACAAUGAUGUACUGACUAGAGCUUUAGGGACCGUCAAGCACCCGGGGCAGACGAGGGGUGUUGGGUCAUAUUCGGGCUUAAGUAAAGUUUUCAAAGGCAACAUGAGGCCUCGUAAGCCCGAAGGUAACUAUAUGACUGAGGAGGAUCUUUUGCAGCGUCUUCCUUCCCUUCUGCAGCAGUAUGGAGUAUCUAUGUCUGGGGGUGCUCCAGACUUUGCAUCCAUGUCGCAGCACACACCUUCUGUAGCACCUCCUUAUGGGCAGCGUAGUAAUAAGGCGUCUAUAGAUUUUGUUGUUGCUGCUUGUUACUUGAGGAUCUUUGAUCCAUCGAGUUAUAUAAUGGCACAUGGAUCGGUUUUCCCACGUGCCCUGGGAGAUGUGGUGCACGGUGUUCCACUCCUUCCUCAACAGGUUAAGGUCUCUGUGACCCUUGUGCUUCCUGGAAUGGGUGAGUAUACCAUUCCUUGUCCGACUGAGCAUAUAGAGACUGUCGCUGAUUGCGAGGGGAGCUUCAUUGCAUGGCCAAAGUCGUUGGUGGGCUUUGGAGAUCCCCCGUUGCACACGGCUCGACAUGGCGACUUCUCAUCAAGCAAAUCCCGUCCUAUUCUCGACGUACGCCCCACUGCUCCUCCUAACUCUCCCGUACAAGAUGUUGUUGACCGGAUCUCAUACGUCUCAUUCGGGCUGAUGUGCACGGAGUUGUGUCAGUGGCUGACACGCACAUCAGAUUUGCCAACCAUCAUCGUCAUUCUCGAUCCCGAGUCUAUGCUCUAUCAGGAGGAGACAGAGCUUAGGAUGCGUCCGGAGAAUAUAUGUGAGUUCAUGCGAUGGGAGGAGGUCGAUCAGGCCAUCAUCAUUGUUUUCUUGAGAUUGUUGCACGAUCAUAUGAUAGAGAACGGCAUCGCGUCUGUCGGGAUGUUAUGUCCGGAGAACAUGGCAUACGUGGUAGGUCUUGGCGGUUACUUCGGGAACGACACAUGCCUCAGCUUAAGGCUCGACCGGAUUGGGUUGAUGUUCCCGGAGUACCCCAACAAGUAGGGAACGUUGAUUGUGGUUAUUAUACCAUGCGAUUUUGUUGGCUCAUCGUCACUAUGUGUGCACAAUGUUCUUUACCGUUAUCCGAUGUGUUUCAGUCUACUUCACCUUAUCCUA
This is a messenger RNA of Cuscuta campestris, 4642 nucleotides long. NCBI's taxonomy places the organism in Eukaryota, Viridiplantae, Streptophyta, Magnoliopsida, Solanales, Convolvulaceae. The record is from the annotation of a GenBank genome assembly.